AUGGCACUAGACGGAUGUGGGCAGCUGUGUAAGUGUAUCCUGAUCCUUUUCAACAUCAUUUUUGCCGUAAGUACCCAUAAUCUCAAUGUAACUCUGUAGACCUAGUGGUAACAAAUUGGUAUCUGGUGUGCAUGAGAAAGAGAAGGGGGCUGGUGUAAAAUGUAAAUUCAUUGUAGUAGGUGAAUAGUUCUAAGGGCAUUGUCUAUUUAUCUUUGAUCAACCUAGGCAGCAUUUGCCAUUUGCUGAUUUGGAAAUAAGCUUUGCUUAAAGUCAAAUAGCAAAAUCUCUUAUUUAAUUUUUGUCCAGACCCUUGCUACCAUCUCUGAAUGGGAAAUACAUUUCCAUUGCUGUUAUUAAAAGGCUGCAUUUAUUGUCUGUAUGACUGAUUAAACCCCUUUCCCAUCAAAGUACCAGCUCAUGUCUAUUGCUCACAGUUGUCCACAUCAAAUAAAAUUCGAUUUGUCACAUGCGCCGAAUAUAACCGGUGUAAACUUUACAGUGAAAUGCUUGCUUAUGAGCCCUUCCCAAUUAUGCAGAGUUUUAAAAGAAUAUAAAUAAAAUAGUAACAAGGAAUACAAUAAAAUACAGGAGAAUGGCGCUACAGCCAGGGAGUACCAGGACCAGAUCAAUGUGCAGAGGUACGAGGUAUUUGAGGUAGAUAUGUACAUGAAGGCAGGGUAAAAUGACUAGGCAUCAGGAUAGAUAAUAAUAAGAGUAAAAUAAAUUAGCAGCAGCAAAUGAUGUGUAAAAGUAUGUGUGUGUAAUGUGCAUGUAUGUGUGUGUGAUGUGUAUGUAGUGUACACACACACACACGUAUAUUCCAUUAAUGAACUUCUCCUUCAUUAAUGGAAAUGAACGAGAAGUUUCGUUUCCCAUGUUAAGUUUCAAAAUGUUGGCGUUCAUCCAGGUGAUGCAAAACCACAGACUUAGUGUAUCAUUGGGAUGUGGUUAGUUCACUUUACCAGCUAACCGAUAUUUCAAGCAGGGGAAUUCUAUAUGAAUUAAUCAAAAGUAAGAAACCAAACCAAACUUAAAUAGCAGAGUAGAAUCACACAGGCGUGCUGUUUAAUUCGUUGAACUAGUUUAGUCCUGGCCCCUGGUUGAGGAAGCUAUUCUGUUCAGUAUUUAUUCUGUGCUUUGAAAGAAAUGUCUCUUGUGGAACAUUCUUUCUUGUUGUUUAUCUAGCUUUCCCAAACUAGACUAUAUUUAUUCAUAGUCCUUUUUUGCAAAACAGUGCUGCACCUGACAUUACAUGAUGACAUUACUCUCAUCAUUUUACCAAUCAUCGUUGUCGGAUGAAAACCUCAUCUCCAAAACAUAAACUUUUCAGGAAAUGGAAAAAACAGCCAUAUUUUCCCAUUAAUAAACAUACAAUUAUGAAACUUCAGAUGCUAUUUUGAAUACAUUUCUUGGUCCUAGAGUCAUGUCAUGAAAUGAAAUGUUCACAGCUCAAUGAGGGGAGUUACUGCUUUCCAUACAUGUAAAAAAACAAACAAAAAAAGUUUAGGUUUUCAUCCGAUUCAUUGAACAUUGUAGAUUUCAUAGUUACAUUGAAAGGGAUACUUUGGGAUUUUGGCAAUGAAGCCCUUUAUCUACUUCCCCAGAGUCGGAUGAACUCAUGGAUACCAUUUUUAUGUCUCUGCUUGCAGUUUGAAAGAAGUUGCUAACUAGCGUAGCACAAUUGCUAACUAGCAUUAGCACAAUGACUGGAAGUCAAUGUAACUGCUAGCAUGCUAGUAGAUACCAUAGACUUCCAGCCAUUGCGCUAACGCUAGUUAGCAUUGGUUCGCAAAACUACUUUUAACUUCUUUCAUACUCAGUGCUUGACUUGGGCAUAAACUCACCGGAGCUGAGUACCACCACCUCAAUUUUUGUGCUGCUUGAGCUCCCAUUCCUCUUAUAGAAUAUUAGCUCAAAAGUAUUGUGGAGCUCCUGCACCUAAAUAUAAAACAGUCCCGGCACCCAUAUUGAGUGCCGGCACCUAUUUCAGUCCAAGUCAAGCACUGUUCAUACUGGAUGCAGAGACAUAAAAAUGGUAUCCAUGAGUUCAUCUGACUCUGGGGAAUUAGAUAAAGGGCUUCAUUGCCAAAAUCCAGAAGUAUCCUUUUAAUACUAGUACAUCUUCUACACUAUAUUUGUAACAUCUUGUGUGAGACUGAUCUUUAGGUAUGCUUUCACAACCUGUUUCAUGCACAGUUUUUGUGGUUUCUUCUGACAGCUGGUGGGUUUGGCGAUGUUGGGGUUGGGCUUGUGGCUGAGGUUCAGCUCUGAGACCAGAGGAUUUUUCAACAUAGACCUCAACACGCAACAGUUUGUCAUCGGUGAGCUCACACAACUCUGCUCUACUAAUUUCAGCCUGUAAAACCUUUUGCAGCUGUAAGCCAUGGAUAGACAGACUAUACAACUUUAGGUCAGUUGUUUAGUAUAUAUUUUAUUACAGGUUUAUAAACUCAUAAUUUCUUUAUUAAUGACUUAGAAACAUUUGAAAACCAUUUAUAAAGUAUACCUUUUAAAGUGUUACUGAAAAAUAAUUAUAAUCACCAUUAGUACUGAACAGCUAACAUUGACAAAUGGGUAUCUCUAUCUCUCAUACUUUAGGUGUGUCCGUGUUGAUUGCGUUAGGAGCAGUGAUAUUGCUCGUAGCUGCUUUCGGAGACUAUGGAGCGUGUAAUGAGAAUAGGACUGCUUUGGGAGUGGUAAGCUACAAAGAAAAGAAAAACGGCAUCCAUUUUCCAUUAGUUACACUACACUGAAGUGGGAGCACAAAGUAUUUGACAGCCCUGAUUUAGAGGCUUGAGUGGGCAGUGGUAGGUAGCCUUAGCUAAUUCAAUUGUCCGCAAACAAGUCAAGGGAGAUCAAAAUACUGAAACAUGAGAGCAAGACAGAGACCAGACAUGCUUUCAGAAAGCAGGUAUGGAUAUCCACCCCUUUCUAGUGACGAACCAUGCAGAUUCCCUUCUACCACAGGGAACAUUAGUGUCUAAGAACAUACAUAUUAGUUUAACUUCCUAAUAAGAGUUCCUCACUAGAAAGUAUUGAAACUUGUUCAGCCCAAUAUUUCACCCAAAGCCCUUAACCACAAAGAACCGCCAAAAUCUAAGCUGUGACAUGGAGCGUUUGGAAUGUUGGGUGAUCCUGCUGCGUUUUCCCGCCAUAGAGUUCUCUGGUUCUCCUUGCCGCAACUCUGACCUCUCUCUCUCAAGGGCCUAGCAAGCACUUGUCAUCAAUCACUCAACUGAGCUGCUACCUCAAGAGCCAUGGUGCAGUUUACAACCAUAGAGGAGCACUGGGAGUCUCGCCUGUUUGUCUGAGAAGGCCAGAGACUUUUAAACUCCCAUUUAACACAAUGGCUCGAGAUAGGAAAUACUUGCUUCCUGUAUACAAGCUUUGCUGUAGGACAUGACACUACACACGUUGGCAUACAUUUUUGUGAAUGACCAGCUCAGCGGGUGACCUGUUUCACCACCAUUCCAAGGGUAUAAUCGGUAUAACGACAGGUUCAUAGUUUCCAGUUCUUAGGGAUAGAGUGAGUUCAAGGAGGAGGUCAAAGGGUCUAACAAAGUUCCUAGAUUUGGAAAGCACUUUCACAGCAUGAAAUAACAACCUAAACUAUUAUUAUUAGCUAUUCCUCUACGAAACACACUACAGUCCUAUAUGUCAGAGAGAAACAGAUGAUGCAAUUAUGACUGCUACAUAUCACAGAUUGACAAAGUAAUGUGUUUACUAAUUGACUUAUGCAAAACAGCUAUGAUGAGCUGAAGUCAGUGAGUUCUCUCUUGCCCAGAGAUUCCUGUUGCCAUUUUGAGGCAGCGGUUGCUUUCUCUCCGUGUGGUUUAUUUAAGGAAUAAUGCCCGAGGAGGUGUGGUAUAUGGCCAAUAUGCCACGGCUAAGGGCUGUUCUUAUGCAUAACGCAACACGGAUUGCCUGGAUACACCCUUAGCCAUGGUACACUAUAUAUACAAAAGUAUGUGAACACCCCUUCAAAUUAGUGGAUUCAGCUAUUUCAGCCACACCCGUUGCUGACAGGUGUAUAAAAUGAGCACAGAGCCAUGCAAUCUCCAUAGACAAACAUUGGCAGUAGAAUGGCCUUAUUGAAGAGCUCAGUGACUUUCAACGUGGCACCGUCAUAGGAUGCCACCUUUCCAACAAGUCAGUUCAUCAAAUUUCUGCCCUGCUAGAGCUGCCCCGGUCAACUGUAAGUGCUGUUAUCGUGAAGUGGAAACGUCUAGGAGCAACAACAGCUCAGCCGCGAAGUGAUAGGCCACACAAACUCACAGAACGGGACCGCCGAGUGCUGAAGCAAAUGGUCAUAUACCACAAACCCCCGAGGUGCCUUAUUGCUAUUAUAAACUGGUUACCAAUGUAAUUAGAAUAGUAAAAGGUCUUUCUUUCUUUCCCAUGCUAUACGGCCUGAUAUACCACCGUUUUCAGCCAAUCACCAUUCAGAGCGCGAACCACCCGGUUUAUAAUAUGGGAUGUGUCACUGUAAGCGUGUCAGAUUUACUUUAGAAGCACUUACUGUAGUUCCAAACCUUCACACAGUUUCUCAGAAAAGUCAUGGGCUUUUCUCAUACAGUUGCCACUUUCAACUUUGUUCAUUGUGCAUACAUUUAACAUGUCACACACACUUCACAAAUAAUAAGUCAAUUUGAAGGACAGCUGUGGUUUUAUGUGUGUUUAUUCAGUAAGUAUGUGUGCUGUGUUGUUGUAUUUCUGAUUUGUUUACCUGCCCCUCCCAGUUCUCCUGCCUGCUGGGUAUCCUGGCUGGAGUACAGAUCGGAGUCGGAGUGAUCGCCUACGUGAGAAGUGAUGAGGUGAGAAAGGAAGAACAGAAAGAGGGAGCAAGACAAAAUGUUGAAUAAUAAACAACGUCAAGGCUUCCCUUUCAUGCAGAUCACAAAAACCUUUGUUAGUUGAUUAAAUGGUUGUAACCAACAGUGUAACACCUGUCCACCAGAUGCAUCAAAUUCUUUGCAUUCCAGCGGAAGUCAUUCAUUGUCAAUGGAGCAGUCCGCAACACUACAUUGGGGAUGGCGUAGGCUGGGGUGCGUUCUGUGUACCGCAUGCCAUCAAUAUUUUCAACUUGUGCGUUGCUUUACCGUGCGGUGGUACAAACGGAAGUACACACACUGACUCCAAACUAGCUAGCUUUUAGCUAGUUGAAAAGCGAAGCACAUGUUCGUCAAGUGGGGAAAGUGCGAGCUAGACAUCUGGCAAAACAAAACGCAUAUGCAUGCAUCUGGUGGACAUCGGACGUAACUCCUGCUUAUGUGUGGUCUUGUCUUUGUGCUGUGCAGGUUGGGAAGCAGCUGGCGGAAUUCUAUGCUACAGUGUAUGCACAGUAUGUGGCCAAAGGAGACCCUGGUAUGGCGGUUACCCUGUCCAUCUUCCACAAUGGGGUAAAUACAAAACAUAUCCCAAAACUUUUAAUAGCAUCAUCGCUUUAGUUUGGCACAUUUCAGUCCAUCAUAACUAAUUCAAUCCAUAACAGUUCCAAAACCAUGAGAAAACUAUCAAAACCAUUACAUCAAAUGUUACAUUUCACUUGCCUUCACCCUCUCUCUCCCUCUUCUAGUUGCACUGCUGUGGACUCAUUGGUGCCUUGGACUUCUUGGUGAAAGAAACAUGUCCAAAAACCGGAUUUAUUGAGACCUUCACUCUCCCGGUGAGUCGGUGUUCAUUAUGGGGCCAAAUCCUAAUUUGAGAAAUAUGUGCAACUUAAAUCUGUAUAAAUUCUGUAUUUAUGUCAAUGGUAUAUUUGCAAUGAAAUCAAGUUACAGGAGCAUCUCAAGAUAGGAUCCAGUACCUUUUUCAUAUUGACUGUAUAAUUGACUAUAAUUUGCACAACACAUUUUUGUAAAAUAACCCGUAAAAGAACUGUGACAAAUGAAGUGUUACCCUAUGUUUUAUCCACUAUGGAGGCAUCCAGGAGGCUGUCCUAGAUUUCCAUAUCUCUAGGCUGUAUAAAACCCAAGGCUCUAACCCAUCCCACACUGGUGUCUCUCUCCCCCUGCAGGCCUGCCCCACAGUGAUUGUCGACAUCUUCGUGUCCAAAGCGCCGCUGGUGAUGGGCCUCUUCCUUGGGACUGCGACUAUGCUGGUGGGCAAUACUACACACACACACACACACACAGCUCAGUGCACAGAUUUGUUAACGCAGGGUAGAUACUCAGUUUAUUAGGCACACCAAUCUAGUACCGGGUCGGACCCCCUUUGCUUCCAGAACAGCCUGGAUUCUACAAGGUGUUGGAAACGUUCAAUCAUUGUUCAAUUGGUAUCAAGGGACCUAACGUGUGCUAGGAAGACAUUCCCCACACCAGUACACCACCAGCCUGCACCGUUGACACCAGACAGGAUGGGGCCAUGGACUCGUGCUGCUUACGCCAAAUCCUGACUUUGCCAUCAGCGUGGCGCAACAGGAACCGGGAUUCGUCAGACCAGGCAAUGUUUUUCCACUCCUCAAUUGUCCAGUGUUGGUGAUCGCGUCCCCACUGGAUCCGCUUCUUCCUGUUUUUAUACCGAACAAAAAUAUAAACGCAACAUGUAGUGUUGGUCCCAUGUUUCAUGAGCUGAAAUAAAAUAUCUCUGAAAUUUUCCAUAUGCACAAAAAACUUAUUUCUCUCAAAUUUUGUGCACAAAUUUCUUUACAUCCCUGUUAGUGAGCAUUUCUCCUUUGCCAAGAUAAUCCAUCCACCUGACAGGUGUGGCAUAUCAAGAAGCUGAUUAAACAGCAUGAUCAUUCCACAGGUGCACACAACACAAUACCACAGAUGUUUUAAGUUGAGGGAGCAUGCAAUUGGCAUGCUGACUGCAGGACUCUCCACCAGAGCGGUUGCCAGAGAAUUGAAUGUUCAUUUCUCUACCAUAAGCCGCCUCCAACGUUGUUUUAGGGAAUUUGGCAGUAUGUCCAACCGGCCUCACAACUGCAGACCACGUGUAACCACGCCAGCCAAGGACCUCCACAUCCGGAUUCUUCACCUGCGGGAUCAUCUGAGACCAGCCACCCGGACAGCUGAUGAAACUGUGGGUUUGCACAACCAAAGAAAUUCUGCACAACUGCCAGAAAGACUCAGGGAAGCUCAUCUGUGCUCGUCGUCCUCACCAGGGUCUUGACCUGACUGCUGUUUGGCGUCGUAACCGACUUCAGUGGACAAAUGCUCACCUUCGAUGGCCACUGGCACGCUGGAGAAGUGUGCUCUUCACGGAUGAAUCCCAGUUUCAACUGUACCGGGCAGAUGGCAGACAGCGUGUGGCGUCGUGUGGGCGAGCGGUUUGCUGAUGUCAACGUUGUGAACAGAGUGCCCCAUCACCUUUUUUAAAAUCCACUCCCUACCUUUUUUUUAAGGUAUCUGUGACCAACAGAUGCAUAUCUGUAUGAAAAAUGUAUGCACUCACUAACUGUAAGUCACUCUGGAUAAGAGCGUCUGCUAAAUUACUAAAAUGUAAAUAUCUGUAUUCUCAGUCAUGUGAAAUCCAUAAAUUAGGGCCUAAUUAAUUUAUUUCAACUGACUGAUUUCCUUACAUGAACUGUAAUUCAGUAACAAGGAUCGACGAGUUGUGUAUUCCGAGAUGCCAUUCUGCACACCACUGUUGCACUGCGCCGUUAUUAGUCUGUUUGUGGCCCGCCUGUUAGCUUGCACGAUUCUUGCCAUUCUCCUUCGACCUCUCUCAACGAGCUGUUUUCGCCCACAGGACUGCCGCUGACUGGAUGUUUUUUGUUUGUCGCCCCAUUCUCGGUAAACCCUAGACACUGUCGUGCGGGAAAUGCCCAGGAGGCAUUUCUGAGAUACUGGAUCCGAAGCGCCUGGCACCGACGAUCAUACCACACUCAAAGUUGCUUAAGUCACUCACUUGGCCCAUUCUAACGUUCAAUCAAACAGUAACCGAAUGCCUCGAUGCCUGUCUGCCUGCUUUAUAUAGCAAGCCACGUGACUCACGGUCUGUAGGAGAGAUACAUUUCAUGAAAGGAGUGGUGUACCUAACAAACUGACCAGGGGCGCAACUUUGGUUUUAGAAGUGGGGUAGACAAACUGGCAGGGGGUCUGGGGGGGUCCUCCCUCAGAAUUGUUUAAGCAUCUAUAGCUCAUUUCCUGCAUUUCUACACAAUCUUAUGACCUUUUUGGGGUCACUUGUAUUAUUCUAUUUCUUAUUUAUAUGUUUCUAAACACUUGUACAUGAAUGUGGAUGCUACUAUGAUUAUGGAUAAUCCUGAAUGAAUCAUGAAUAAUGUUAGAGAUGCACAAAUAUCAUACCCGCUCCCCCCAAAACAUCCUAACCUCCCCUGUUAUUGUAAUGGUGAGAGGUUAGCAUGAAUUGGGGAUAUGAUAUUUGUGCAUCUAACUUUCUCACUCAUCAUUAUUCACAAUUCAUUCAGGAUUAUCCGUAAUCAUGGUAACAUCCACAUUAAUGUAGAAGUAUUAAGAAACGUUAUUCUUAUUUACAAUAAGUGACUCCAAAAUGACACAAUACAUUAUUUAUUGUCUGUUAAGUUACCUUGCCAGCUACAUCAGUCAAAUAAAGAGUAGCCAGUUUCUGCUCUGCUUGUUUUUACAACUCUGAGAAAAAGCGCAACACACAGAGACAGCAGCUGCCUCUUAUCGCAAGCUCUGUGGUGUCCGCGCGGUCUUAAAUCAAGCGGGCUGAAACCAAACUGCCACCCGACCGCUCUGAGGAGUCCGCAUGGUCCUAAAGCACAACGAUGCCGCUUUUUGUAUCAAAACUGGGGGGGACAAAAAUGCAAUUUCAGAAUGUCCCCAGUGAAAUUUGCACCCCUGAAACUGACCACUGAGUGUAAGUUGCUGCAGGGGUAGAACUGCACUGGUUAGAAGAGAGCAACAGACAGGUUGUUGUUACAUCUUUCUGUUCUUGUUUUUCUACCCUCUGCUUAACCCAUACCUUUGUCUGUUUCUCCCAUCCUAUACCAUCCCUCCGUUUCCUCUCCCCCUCCUUUCAGAUCUUGGCCCUGGUGUGCAGCUCCCUCCUCAGCAAAGAGAUCCAGCGCUCCCAUUCUUCUCCUCCCCCCUACAUCCUCCUCUCCACUACUGUCCUCCCCCCCCCUAACCCGGACCCUGUGGGCUUUACCCCGCUCCCAGUCAUACCUGUGGCUGAUGCACUGUAA
Messenger RNA from Coregonus sp. 'balchen', 9118 nucleotides. NCBI's taxonomy places the organism in Eukaryota, Metazoa, Chordata, Actinopteri, Salmoniformes, Salmonidae. The record is from the annotation of a GenBank genome assembly.